Molecule: messenger RNA, 1753 nt
Organism: Quercus lobata
Lineage: Eukaryota; Viridiplantae; Streptophyta; Magnoliopsida; Fagales; Fagaceae
Gene: PCS1
Product: Eukaryotic aspartyl protease family protein
Exons: 1
Coding region: 281-1627 (448 amino acids)
Biological process (GO): proteolysis
Molecular function (GO): aspartic-type endopeptidase activity
Source: RefSeq, a predicted model, not a curated record
GCUUCGUGUUUCGGAGUUCACGGUCAAUGGACUUCACUCUUCAGUAGUGUUUUCUGAUACUGUCCCUAAAACCUACUAGGUUUCGCACAUGAGAAGUUGAUCAGUACAUCACACAAAACCCAAAUAUUGACUUUGCAAGUUGCAAAAUGAAAGCUUGAGCCAAGCCUUCACUCACUCAUAUUCACUCAUAGUAUUUAUUUCUCUGCAGCAUUUCAUUUAUAUUCAUUAUUCACACCUACCUGUUCGGUUCCGAUCUCAAAUUUACUUCCAACACUACACCAUGAAACCUUACUACCUUCUUCACCUUAUGCCUUACUACAAUUCCAAUUCCUUCUCAAUCCCAUUUCUCAAAUCUCUCUCUUUUCUUCUUUUCUACGCUGCGGCAUUUUGUUCUUCUUCAUCUCAAACACCGACACUUGUUUUGCCACUCAAAACUCAGAUAAUUCCAACUGGGUCCAUUCCUAGGCCUCCAAACAAGCUUCCUUUCCACCACAACGUGAGCCUCACUGUCUCUCUCACUGUUGGGACUCCUCCUCAAAACGUUUCCAUGGUCAUCGACACAGGAAGCGAGCUCUCCUGGCUUCACUGCAACAAAACUCCAAACUUUCCCACCACUUUCGACCCGGCCCGAUCUACCUCUUACUCUCCGAUACCGUGUUCCUCACCCACAUGCACGACCCAGACCCAGGAUUUCCCGAUACCCGCUUCAUGCGACAACAACAACCUCUGCCACGCAACUCUCUCCUACGCUGACGCGUCCUCCUCAGAAGGAAACCUCGCCUCCGAUACGUUCUAUUUCGGAAGCUCCGAUAUUCCGGGCAUGGUGUUUGGCUGCAUGGAUUCAAGCUUCAGCUCCAACUCCGACGAAGAUUCCAAGAGCACCGGGUUAAUGGGUAUGAACCGUGGGUCCCUCUCUUUCGUUUCUCAAAUGCGUUUUCCGAAAUUUUCGUAUUGCAUAUCGGGGUCCGAUUUUUCGGGCCUUUUGUUGCUCGGCGAGGCCAAUUUUUCGUGGUUGACUCCGUUAAACUACACGCCGUUGAUCCAAAUCUCAACGCCGUUACCGUACUUUGACCGAGUCGCUUAUACGGUGCAGCUUGAAGGAAUUAAAGUUUCGGAUAAGUUGCUAUCGUUACCGAAAUCUGUAUUUGUACCGGACCAUACCGGGGCGGGUCAGACCAUGGUAGACUCUGGGACCCAGUUCACGUUCUUACUGGGUCCGGUUUACACCGCAUUAAGGAACGAGUUCUUGAACCGAACCGCAGGGAUUUUGCGGGUCUUGGAGGAUCCGAAUUUUGUGUUCCAAGGAGCUAUGGAUUUGUGUUACCGGGUCCCACUGAAUCAACCGAAAUUACCACGAUUACCAACUGUGACUUUAAUGUUUCGGGGGGCCGAAAUGACUGUAUCGGGCGAUUGGAUCUUGUACCGGGUACCGGGUCAAGUAAGAGGGAGUGAUUCAGUGCAUUGCUUGACCUUUGGGAACUCUGAUUUAUUGGGUGUGGAGGCCUUUGUGAUUGGUCAUCAUCAUCAGCAAAAUGUGUGGAUGGAAUUUGAUCUUGAAAAGUCUAGGAUUGGUUUGGCCCAAAUGAGAUGUGAUUUGGCGGGUCAGAGAUUUAGUGUGGGACAGUAGGUCCCACGGUCUUAGAGCUAGUUUCCUUAACAAAGCUUUCUGAUUGGACUGAUCAAUCUUUUAUACAUAUGCUAUGUUUUUUUCUUGGGCUAAAGUUGUAUACAUAUGCUUUUCUUUUUUCUUUUU